Molecule: messenger RNA, 402 nt
Organism: Prunus armeniaca (apricot)
Lineage: Eukaryota; Viridiplantae; Streptophyta; Magnoliopsida; Rosales; Rosaceae
Source: the annotation of a GenBank genome assembly
AUGGAAAUAGGGACCAAUGGGAUGAUGGAGGAGACUUCAGUUGUGCAUCAUUUGUAUGUUUGGAUGAGGAAUGCUUGGAUUAGGAGAUUAGAUUUUGAUUGUGGAGAUUUCGUGUCAUCUCGGUACGUUCUUCGAGUGAAUUUGAUCAGAAGGUGGAUACCGAAUAGAUGCGCAGCACAGCAUCCUUGGAGUGGAAUCGAGGAUUUAUUGAGUUGCAUGAGACACAAUCCGAGUGCAACUCUAGAAUCCGUUGUCCUUGUAGGAGGUGAAAUCAACACGUGUGGGAGACAAUUGAAAAUGUUGGCUUUUCAUUUAGUAGUGAAUGGAAUGAUUGAGACAUAUAGAUUUGGAACCUUCACAGGGAACAUUCGAAAUGCGUCGUCUUCCAAAUCAACGGGGUAA